Molecule: messenger RNA, 751 nt
Organism: Phodopus roborovskii (desert hamster)
Lineage: Eukaryota; Metazoa; Chordata; Mammalia; Rodentia; Cricetidae
Gene: Cldn19
Product: claudin 19
Exons: 5
Coding region: 53-727 (224 amino acids)
Biological process (GO): cell adhesion; bicellular tight junction assembly
Cellular component (GO): bicellular tight junction; plasma membrane
Molecular function (GO): structural molecule activity
Source: RefSeq, a predicted model, not a curated record
AAGACCCUGGCCCAUCUCUGAGCCCUGGAACCCUCAGACUCCUCACUAGGCCAUGGCCAACUCAGGCCUCCAGCUCCUGGGCUACUUCCUAGCCCUGGGUGGCUGGGUAGGCAUCAUCGCCAGCACCGCCCUGCCGCAGUGGAAGCAGUCCUCCUAUGCAGGUGAUGCCAUCAUCACUGCCGUGGGCCUCUACGAAGGGCUGUGGAUGUCUUGCGCCUCUCAGAGCACCGGGCAGGUCCAAUGCAAGCUCUAUGAUUCACUUCUGGCCCUGGACGGUCAUAUCCAGUCAGCGAGGGCCCUGAUGGUAGUGGCGGUGCUCCUGGGCUUUGUGGCCAUGGUGCUCAGUGUCGUGGGCAUGAAGUGUACUCGAGUCGGAGACAGUAACCCCAUCGCCAAGGGCCGUGUGGCCAUCUCAGGGGGUGCCCUCUUCCUCUUGGCCGGUCUAUGUACUUUGACUGCUGUCUCAUGGUAUGCUACCCUGGUGACCCAGGAAUUCUUCAACCCCAGCACACCUAUCAAUGCCAGGUAUGAAUUUGGCCCAGCUCUGUUCGUCGGCUGGGCCUCUGCUGGCCUGGCCAUGCUGGGGGGCUCCUUUCUUUGCUGCACAUGCCCAGAGCCUGAGAGAGCCAACAGCAUCCCGCAGCCCUACCGCUCUGGACCCUCAACUGCUGCCCGAGAACCUGUUGUUAAAUUGCCCGCCUCCAUCAAGGGCCCCCUGGGUGUGUAAAGUCCAGGUUCCCAGCCAGGCCCU